CACAGCUCUGUUUUUCUGAUUGUGUGCAAAAUUUGACCUUAACUUACUGUUGCCCCUCUUGUGCCUGUAUUGGUUAAAUUUUUAUUACAAUAAUUAUUUGGCAGAAAAGCCCAAUUCGACUUUGCGCGGUGCUAUCGCUACGCGGCUCCCUCUAGCUUUCCGCAUCUCACGAGCACUUCCACCUUCCACACCAGAAGAAUCAUCAUGGCAGCAGACGUUGGCUAUGCGGCCUCCAGCAUCCUGUCGACGGACAAUGCCCGCGACCCCGAAUCCAACGAUUUCUCCUUCACCCCGUUCCUCCGGAAUAGUUUCGGCUUCGGUCUCGCCAGCGACGUCCCUGUCUGCAAAGCCUACAGCGAAGGCCACUGUCCUCUAGGGCCUGCCUGUCCAGAUCGCCAUCCCACUCCGACACGCGUUACCACAUCCACGACUACGGCGUCAGGUCUCGCCCCUUCGACUACACACGGCUCGCUCGUUUGCAAGCAUUUCCUCAAGGGGCUCUGCAAGAAAGGCCUGAAAUGCGAAUAUCUACACGAAUACAACCUUCGGCGGAUGCCGGAAUGCCAAUCUUUCACGCGAUCCGGAUACUGCCCCAACGGCGAUGAUUGUCUAUACCAACAUGUACGGGAGAACGCUCGCCUUCCACCAUGUGAGAACUACGACCAAGGAUUCUGCGAGUUAGGUCCGCUGUGCGCGAAGCGCCAUGUCCGACGACGUCUGUGUCAGUAUUACCUUGCCGGGUUCUGUCCGGACGGUAGAGCGUGUCCCGAUGGUCAUCCGCGUUGGAACGAGCAUUUGCCAAGGCCGUCAUUGCGGGUGGAGAAGACGGAGGAGGAGUUGGAGCGGGAACGAUCUUUAAUUCGGGAUGAGCAGGAACGCGAAAGGGAGAGGGAGCGUGAGUGGAGGAAUGAACGGGGUCGGGGAGGUGGGUUUAUGCGUGGUCGGUUUCGGGGUCGGGGGCGCGGCUGAGUGGGUUCUGGUUGUAUGUAUGGAGAGCAGCAUAGCUUGCAGAUUGAUUUCAUUUAGAGAUACCCAGAAAUUGACUUUUGAUGCUCUACUCUAUGCUACCUUGGAGGAAUACC
This is a messenger RNA of Aspergillus glaucus CBS 516.65, 1082 nucleotides long. It is a transcript of the gene yth1, whose product is annotated as cleavage polyadenylation factor RNA-binding subunit YTH1. Gene Ontology annotation, molecular function: metal ion binding; RNA binding. Lineage: Eukaryota; Fungi; Ascomycota; Eurotiomycetes; Eurotiales; Aspergillaceae. The coding region runs from base 205 to 969 and encodes 254 amino acids. The transcript has a single exon. The record is from RefSeq and is a predicted model, not a curated record.